This is a messenger RNA of Anopheles bellator, 4307 nucleotides long. RefSeq names its product calcium-transporting ATPase type 2C member 1 (gene SPoCk). NCBI's taxonomy places the organism in Eukaryota, Metazoa, Arthropoda, Insecta, Diptera, Culicidae. The transcript has 9 exons. The coding region runs from base 46 to 3018 and encodes 990 amino acids. Gene Ontology annotation, molecular function: ATP hydrolysis activity; P-type calcium transporter activity; ATP binding. The record is from RefSeq and is a predicted model, not a curated record. Gene Ontology annotation, biological process: intracellular calcium ion homeostasis; manganese ion transport; calcium ion transmembrane transport. Gene Ontology annotation, cellular component: endoplasmic reticulum; Golgi membrane; plasma membrane.
AUCUACGGUUCUCUCUCGACACGGCAAUCGUCGCCACGCCGCGCCAUGUCCGGCCGGCUGUUUGGCAGGAUCUUCGGGCGCAUGGCCGACCAGCGGCGUCUACACGCUGACUACGAAUCGCUGUCUCAAACCCCAUACGACGACGACAACGGCAGCGGCAAUGGUCCAAAGAACGAUCAAGUUGCCGGCUACCGGAUCUUGCCCCGGGUGGGCCCCACCAAAGAAGAUGAGUCCUCGAGUGGCGGCGGUGGUGGUGCCGUAGAUACUGGCGGUGUUGGCGGCGGUACGGAAAACGAGACGGACCCUGAAAAGGAGAUGCUACUUUCGACGGCCGAAUCAUCGGCCUACUCGGCCCAGGAGGUGGCGGCCCGGCUGCAGGUCGAUGUGAGAGCCGGCCUGCGAUGGUCUGAAGCCAACAGCCGUUCCAAGAUCGUCGGCUACAACGAACUGAACGCACUGGACGAUGAACCACCCUGGAUGAAGUAUGUGCAGCAGUUCAAAAACCCUCUCAUCCUGCUGCUACUGGGAUCCGCCGUCGUGAGUGCGUGCAUGAGACAGUUUGACGAUGCAAUCAGCAUUACGAUCGCGAUCAUCAUCGUCGUGACGGUGGCAUUCAUCCAGGAGUACCGAUCUGAGAAAAGUCUGGAAGAGCUGAAGAAGUUGGUGCCCCCGGAGUGCCACUGCUUGCGCGAGGGACGGUUAGAAACGUUUCUGGCCCGGAAUCUCGUCCCGGGUGACAUCGUGUAUCUGAACGUAGGGGACCGCGUGCCGGCCGACAUUCGCGUUUUCGAGGCGUUCGAUCUGUCGAUCGACGAGUCGAGCUUCACCGGCGAAACGGAACCGGCCCGCAAGAGCACCGAGGUGGUGCUGAAUGGCAACAACACCAAAAAUCAUGCCAGUAUGAAGAACAUUGCCUUCAUGGGAACGCUAGUUAGGUGCGGUAAUGGAAAGGGUAUCGUAGUUAGUACGGCCGAAAACAGUGAGUUCGGCGAAGUCUUCAAGAUGAUGCAAGCCGAGGAAGCACCGAAGACGCCGAUGCAAAAAUCGAUGGACAUACUGGGCGCACAGCUGAGCUUCUAUUCCUUCUGCAUCAUCGGCGCCAUCAUGCUGCUCGGUUGGAUCCAAUCCAAGCCGCUCGUCGAAAUGUUCACCAUCAGCGUCAGUUUGGCGGUGGCCGCCAUUCCCGAGGGCCUUCCGAUCGUCGUCACUGUUACGUUGGCCCUCGGUGUUAUGCGAAUGGCCAAGCGACACUGCAUCGUGAAGAAACUGCCUACAGUGGAAACGCUCGGCUGUGUAACGGUCAUCUGCUCGGACAAAACCGGUACGAUUACGAAGAACGAAAUGACCGUAACGGUCAUCAUCACCUCGGAUGGCUACAUGGCGGAUGUGACCGGUGCCGGGUACAAUGACAACGGCGAAAUCCACGUUCGCGACUGCAACAGUAUGGACAAUGCGAAGACCAGCAUUGGCCAGCUGCUGGAGGCGGGAGUCGUCUGCAACAAUGCAAUCAUCCAGAACGACACACUGCUAGGCCAGCCGACCGAAGGUGCACUGCUCGCGGCGGCCAUGAAAAACGGCCAGUACUCGGCCGCCGACAACUAUCUGCGCAUCCAGGAGUAUCCGUUCAGCUCGGAGCAGAAAAUGAUGGCCGUCAAGGCGGUCCCGAAGUACGCCAACACCAAGGAGGAGAUCUACUUCGUGAAGGGUGCGAUCGAGAUGGUGUUGCCGCAGUGCACCAAGUUCUGGUACGGCGGUCAGGCCAUCACCUUGAACAAACAGAACGAAGCCGAGUUCCUGCAGGAGGCAUACGAAAUUGGACGGAAGGGUCUGCGCGUACUGGCUAUCGCCCGCGGUUCAUCGUUUCAGGAUCUCGUCUAUCUCGGGCUGGUCGGCAUAACGGACCCUCCGAGACCACUUGUGCGCGAAUCGAUCGAAAUGCUUCGCUCGAGCGGCGUGCUAGUGAAGAUGGUUACAGGAGACUCACAGGAAACGGCUAUGGCAAUAGCAUCCAAAAUCGGACUGGACAUCGUCCACAUGCAAGCCCUGUCCGGACAGGACAUGGAUCAGAUGAACGAGAUGCAGCUCGAGAAAAUGAUUAACACCAUCAGCGUGUUCUAUCGCGUCACACCCAAGCACAAGCUGGCCAUCGUGAAGGCGCUACAGCAGAAUGGCCACAUCGUUGGCAUGACUGGCGAUGGUGUCAACGAUGGUGUCGCACUGAAGCGGGCCGAUAUCGGAAUUGCGAUGGGAAAGAAUGGCACGGAUGUGUGCAAGGAAGCGGCGGAUAUGAUCCUUGUCGACGACGAUUUCCACACCAUCAUUGCCGCCAUCGAGGAAGGUAAGGGCAUCUUCUGGAACAUUCGAAACUUUGUGCGCUUUCAGCUGAGCACCUCGAUCGCGGCGCUCUCUCUGAUCGCCCUCUCUACGCUGAUGGGCAUCUCGAAUCCCCUGAACGCAAUGCAAAUCCUCUGGAUUAACAUCAUCAUGGACGGGCCGCCGGCCCAGUCACUCGGCGUUGAACCGGUCGAUCAGGAUGUGCUGAAACAGAAACCGCGCAACGUGAAGCAACCGAUGAUCUCGAAGUCGCUGAUCAUCAACGUGCUGCUGUCGGCCGGCAUCAUCAUCCUCGGCACGUUGUGGGUGUUCCAGCGUGAAAUGGCCGACGGAACGGGUGUGACGAGCCGCGACACGACCAUGACCUUCACCUGCUUCGUGCUGUUCGACAUGUGGAACGCGCUCAGCUGCCGUUCGCAAACAAAAAGCGUCUUUCAGAUUGGACUCUUCACGAAUCGGAUGUUCUUGCUGGCGGUGGCUUUCUCGCUGCUCGGCCAGCUGCUGGUCAUCUACUUCCCGCCGCUGCAAAUGGUCUUCCAAACGGAGGCCCUGUCAGCGAUGGAUCUGCUCUUUCUGGUGUCGCUCACGUCCAGCGUGUUCAUCGUGUCCGAGCUGAAGAAAUGGUUCGAGCGCACCAUGGAGCGGCGAAUGUACCGCAAGCGCACCGAGCUCGACUUCGUAUGACAAACGGCUCCCAAAGAUGCUGGAAGAUUGCACAAGAAGGACUAGAGGAAGGACUUUGCGACCGAGCGAGCGCCAACCGAGCGAGCGGGUGAGAGACUUGCAAACCCCCGGGGGUCUCCCUAGGGGGUUGCCAGUCCGGUUGCGUUUGCGGCUGCCACUGAUAUACCAACUUCCACCGAACAAAAAACAAACCUAUUAAAGGGGGCAGCAUUGAAACGACGACGACGACUGACGAUGAUCGACAACAACGGCUGUAUCGGCUUGCGACAGUACGGGCUUGGAGGGUGUGUGUUUUUCAUUUUUCGACCACUUUCGGAACAUGCAGACGGCUUAACUCUUGUAAGCAUCAUGAGAUUGAUAACAAAAUUAAACGCAAUGGGACAGCUAGUACAAGUUACUUGGAAAGAGCGCGAUAAAUCCACCCGGAAGCCUAAAGUCUCGAUGUAAACACAAAAUUAUCGCAAUCUACACUUUGAACUGAAUGGUGAAAAAAGUUUCGAACAAAACCAUUACACUACCGUCUACAAUGUGGAUCUCAGCUGGAACAAGCCGGGUUGGCAAACUCGGCACGGAAUCGAUUUGAAAGCGACGAAUGGAGAGAGAGUAACAGACACCACUAGCACCGACCAGAUGGCACAUUUUUAUGCACGCAAUUGUAACGUUUUAAAGAAAUAUGGGAAUACACGCCAGAAACGCCACAGCAAAAUUGUGUGCAAUCCGGGUGAAGCAUCUAUUUGCUUCACCCGCCAAUCUUGCUUCCUAGAGACAAUUGAUAUUCCAAUGGAAAGGACCAGAACACAGGGUGUGCGGCGGGUUGCCGCUACUGUUUUUCAAAUAUUAUAUUCUUAGACGAGGACUAGUGAUCUGAUUUCCGCAACGGGGGGACUAAACGCAUUUCGUACCGCACCGUGGGGAGAAUGCUUUAAAAACCUACCGAGACAUACAAAAGGAUAGCUGUAUUUAUAACUUAAGUUCAAAGCAGGGAUAGUUUUUAACUCCACUGUGACGUUUUGACGUUUAAUUAUAUUUCUGAUCGUUCAGAUCGUUGGGUUUCAUUUAGUAGCGAAACAAUAAGCGGCGGCAGCACAAGUUAAUGUGAAAGGGGCAAUGUAAUGUAACUUAAGUUGAAACAACAACUGUAAAGAAGAUGCUUAGAAUAGUUUUCGUCUAUGUAUUAUUAGGUAGGCAUUAUUUUAAGUAUUUAAAGACACAAAAUGAGACAACCCGACAAACGGACGAUACAACGGUGUGCAACAUGUUACAACUUCCAUAAAGAAAUACUACCAGUU